Molecule: messenger RNA, 1878 nt
Organism: Cotesia glomerata
Lineage: Eukaryota; Metazoa; Arthropoda; Insecta; Hymenoptera; Braconidae
Gene: Atg4b
Product: cysteine protease ATG4C
Exons: 6
Coding region: 371-1810 (479 amino acids)
Molecular function (GO): protein-phosphatidylethanolamide deconjugating activity
Source: RefSeq, a predicted model, not a curated record
AAACUCCACCGCUGUCAAAAAAAAAACAUAAAUAAAGUAAAAGUAAAAAAUGUAUAUAAGUGAGAACGUCAGUAAGUGUCAAUGUAAUGUGUGAUACAUGAUAAUCAAUUUAUCUUUGCAAAUAAUCUUUAUUUGUAAAAGAAUUUAAACAAAACCUAAAUAUAAACUAUAAAACAAACUCCGUAUCAUCACCCACAUAAAUUCAGCAUAGUGAUUAUAUCUUCAAGCAUUAAAAUGUGAAAUCUUCUAACCUGCAAGACAUAUCCGUCAGAAAAAAGUCAAUUUUUAAAAAAUUAUUAUUUAUAAUUUUAAAUUAAUAAAUAUUGAACAUUUAUGCACUUCAACAAGCCUAAUAUUCCGCCUGUCAAGUAUGAAUGGGCAAGUCAAGUCGCCUCGAGAAAGGUUAACUGGCUUAGGCACCAGUACGACCAAUUGGUUUGCAAGCUUGAUCCCUCCUGAGCAAAUCGCUGGAAUGCCAGAUAUUCUUCAUGUCACCGAAGAGACUCACCAGCACCAGCUUCACGAGACUGUUUUGGCGACAGAAGUUGACAACAAGGUCAAGACUAAGCUUCUCACCAUGUGGAAUAAUGUUAAAUACGGAUGGGCAUCAAAAAUAAAAACAAAUUUUUCCAAAGAAUCACCAGUAUGGCUACUAGGCUCCUGUUAUUACAAAAAGCCAGAGGAAGCUCUGUCACUGGACAAAGCCUCGGAAGCUGGCUUGGAUCCGGACUCGAGUGAGGACGAAUCUUUAGCAGAAGAUGCGACAAUAAUGGACGAAGGAAUGGACGGGUUCAAACGCGACUUUGUGUCGCGGUUAUGGCUGACUUACCGGAAAGAAUUUCCUAUUUUAAAUGGCUCUACUUAUACGACUGAUUGCGGGUGGGGCUGUAUGCUGAGGAGUGGACAGAUGAUGCUCGCUCAAGCAUUAGUUUGUCAUUUUCUUGGCAGAGAUUGGAGAUGGAGGCCGGACCAGAAGGAUGAAAUGUGUUUGCAAGAUGAAGCUACUCAUCGUAUGAUUAUUAAAUGGUUUGGAGACCAGCCUACGGAGCAAACGCCGUUGUCUAUUCAUACUUUAGUUAAAUUCGGAGCCUCCGCGGGGAAAAGGGCUGGAGAUUGGUAUGGCCCGGCUUCUGUUGCUCAUUUACUUAGUCAGGCUGUUAAAGAUGCUGCUUUGAGACAUGAACAGUUUGAGAAUUUGGCUAUUUAUGUCGCACAAGAUUGUGCAGUCUAUUUAGAAGACGUAAGAAAAGCUUGUGAGAAACCUGACGGUAGUUGGAGAUCAUUAGUCCUAUUAGUACCUUUACGACUAGGCGCUGAUAAAUUAAACCCUAAUUACGCGCCAUGUCUAACGGCGCUCUUGCAGCUGGACGUUUGCAUUGGAGUAAUUGGAGGUCGUCCUAAGCACUCAUUAUACUUCAUAGGCUACCAGGAGGACAAAUUUAUUCACCUAGACCCUCAUUAUUGUCAAGAAGCUGUUGAUGUUUGGAAAGAUAAUUUUCCUCUUGCCAGUUUUCAUUGUUCAUCCCCAAGAAAAAUGUUACUCUCAAAAAUGGACCCUAGUUGCUGCGUGGGAUUUUAUUUUUCAGAUAAACAGGCUUUGGAUAAGUUUGUUUUGACCAUCGAGAGAUCUUUAGUGCCUUCCAAUCAGAAGGUCGACUACCCGAUGUUCUUAUUCUGUGAAGGAAGCGGAGAUGAAAUAAGACGCGGGUAUGAAGUCACCGAAGAUAUGAUGGCCACUGCGAAUGUAAGUCCCGACCAAUUUCCUGCCGAUGAAUUGCCCUACGAAUGUGAGGAAUUUGAAGUUCUGUAGUGAUCAAUCAUUACUCUUAAGUUAAGUUUAUUUUUUUAGGUAGUUAGUCAUUAAAAUUAAUUAUUAAU